AUGGCUGAAGGCCUUCGUAAGAAGAAAGGAGGCCAGGAAGGCGCGGCCGAUUUUGAUGAAAUAAAACGUAAACUGGCAAAUAGUCUGCUUUCUGACUCAUCUUUUACUGACAAGCUGAUUGAAUGUAUUUCUUCUACGAUUGUUGAUACUUUGCUCAAGACGGAAUCCUUUAUGUCAACGCUUUCAAGCGAAGCAGCCUCGAAGCUUGGCAAAACCUCACAAUUCAAGCAAGAACUCAAAUCUGAAAUUGUAGAUGACAUUAAAGAGAAUGUUACACAAAAUGUCUAUCAAGGAAUACAAUUUGAUCAUGGUAAUCUGGCAGAUGAAGUAAAUAACUUAAAACACAAGAUGUCUUUACUCGAAGGCGAGAAUCAAACUCUGCGCGAUGAGUUGGACUGUUUAGAGCAAUAUGGUCGAAGGAAUUGCCUAUUGAUUCACGGUCUACCGGAAAAAUCUACUGGGAGCGUUGAAGAUACUGACGAAGCAGUCAUUAAUGUGAUACGAGAAAAGCUUAAUGUUGAACUAAGCCGCAAUGACAUUGACAGAUCACAUCGCCUUAUACGACGACGCUCCUCUACUUUAGCAAAACCGAGACCAAUCAUUGUAAAAUUUGCGAGAUAUAAUAAACGCUCAGAAGUAUUCCGAAAGAAAAAACAUCUGAAGGGUUCUGGGGUUAGUAUCUCGGAGAGCCUGACUUCUAAGCGUCAAGCGCUCUUAACAGCAGCUGACUCCCAUCCUGAAACUUCGACUGCUUGGUCCAUGGAUGGUAGAAUAAUUGGCCUAUUGCACAAUGGUAAGAAAAUCGUGCUGGAGAAACAAAAAGAUAUCAACAAGCUUCAAAGCUAA
Molecule: messenger RNA, 846 nt
Organism: Paramuricea clavata
Lineage: Eukaryota; Metazoa; Cnidaria; Anthozoa; Malacalcyonacea; Plexauridae
Source: the annotation of a GenBank genome assembly